Molecule: messenger RNA, 306 nt
Organism: Penicillium bovifimosum
Lineage: Eukaryota; Fungi; Ascomycota; Eurotiomycetes; Eurotiales; Aspergillaceae
Exons: 1
Coding region: 1-306 (101 amino acids)
Source: RefSeq, a predicted model, not a curated record
AUGAACAGCGCAUUCGAGGCGCACCCGCAGUGCCAGCCUCCCAACAGGAACCCCACGAUCUUCUUCACGUACGACUUCAUUAAGAAUACGUACAACCAGAUCAAGGACCUCGACGCAGACAAGUUCGCUGCCGGUGACCCGGCUAUUAAGAGUGCCGUUGCCGAGGCGGAUGGCCGCAAUACCUUUGCCACUCUGCUUAUCCAUGAUGGAUCGGGGAAGUUGGCGGCGAUGACUGGUGCCGACCCGUCGGACCGGCCUGAUUUUGGACCGGAGAUCAAGACUAAGGUUUCGGCUUUGGCUCAGUAA